Messenger RNA from Coregonus sp. 'balchen', 549 nucleotides. The record is from the annotation of a GenBank genome assembly. Lineage: Eukaryota; Metazoa; Chordata; Actinopteri; Salmoniformes; Salmonidae.
AUGGUAUUGCGGGGCCCAAACCAGUUACGCACCCACCGCCUCACCCAGCACCUCCAGCUGCUGGAAGAGGAGGAUGAUGACACCAAGACUCACCGUUGUGGCAAGUGCGGCCGCGGGUUUGAGAUGGAGGUGGAGCUUGUGCUGCACCAGGAGAACUUUGCGGGUGAUCAGCAUUGCGAUGCAAAAGUCCCGGCCAAAAUACGCGGCCGCCUUCCCAAGAAAGUGUCUGAGGCUGAGCCAAAGUCUGCUGAGGGAGAGGCAGCUAAUGGAGAGAAGAGUGGAAAAGACGAGGAGAGGGUAGAGGAGUUUGUGGCAAAAUGAGGGAAACGACCGGGUCUACCCCAUAAGGAGGAGCUCCAAAUUCCCUGUCCUGAAGCUGAGUGUGACCUCACGUUCUCCUCUGUUACCCUUCUCUGGGCCCACAAGAAGGAGAAGCACAGGCGGCCGCCUCCACCUCGCAAGACUCACCCCUGCUCUGAGUGCGAAGAAAGCUGUGCUCGACCGGAGCAGCUCAAAGCCCACAUGGCCAGGGCUCACGGCUCUGGCUGA